AAGAAGCAGCAGCGGCGUCAGCAAUGUCGGCUAAUAACUUGGUGUUUGCGCGCUACCGAGAAUGGAAAGAAGGAAGCAAGAGAACUCCAUGUUCAAUGUACGGCUGCAAACGGGUCUACACGGACACGAGUGCGUUAGAAAUCCACAUAAAGGACCAUGAGAUCCCAGCAGAGUCUCUUCCAGGGAAAGUCUUUCUCUGCUCCACCACCGGCUGCAAUGGCUCCUUCCCCAACAUGCAGAGACUGAUGGAACACAUGAGGCACCAUUACAAACCCAACAUAUACUUCUUGUGUGAGAGCUGUCGCACAAAGCUGAGAUCUUACCGUGGCCUACUGACUCACCUGCAUACAUGCUCCAAGGUGCCGCGGAGCAGAGCAAAGAUGACCGAAGCCACGCCAGCUCAGCCUGCUGCUGUGACCGCCCCGGUCUUAUCUACUGCAAUCACUGAGCAGAAUGUUCCAGAGCAGCAGUCUGAGUCCACAGCCCAGCAGCUGCCCACUCAAAUGCAAAAACCAGAGGGUUCUCUCCCUGCCAGUGUUGCUCAACAAAAUUUUACUUGUGCUCCUCUCAGUUCUGCAUCCUUGUCAAACCAAGACACCUCUACUCAGCAUUUGAGGGAGAUCUUUCUGCUUCCUCAACUCAAGAAUGAAGCUUCUGUGCCUCCAAGCCUGAAAGCCCAGUCAGUCCUGACUGAACUCCCUGAUGUCCACAGUCAAAGCCAUCCACAAACUAGGUCUCCAGAGAUGGUCCUUCCUGCUCCACCAUCAACUCUGCACUCACCCUCGAUGUCCACAGCGGUCUGGAAGAAGAAUCAAGGUGUGUCCUGCAGUGUGCGCAUCCUUUGGGAGCACACUAGAGGGCGUUACAGGUGUGUGCAGUGUGGCACACAGCAAGUAACCGCAGAGAUAUCACGCAACAAUCUCAACACUCAGCACGGGGGGAGUAAACCCGCAGAAGACACAGGGAAACCCCGCUGCUAACAGUUAGUUAGCACGCAGCGUAGUCUGGUGUUUUAGCCACACCCCACU
This is a messenger RNA of Thalassophryne amazonica, 1028 nucleotides long. It is a transcript of the gene znf414, whose product is annotated as zinc finger protein 414. NCBI's taxonomy places the organism in Eukaryota, Metazoa, Chordata, Actinopteri, Batrachoidiformes, Batrachoididae. The record is from RefSeq and is a predicted model, not a curated record.